Blastomyces dermatitidis ER-3 is the source of this 1215-nucleotide messenger RNA. RefSeq lists its product as uncharacterized. The transcript has 4 exons. Gene Ontology annotation, molecular function: ion channel inhibitor activity. Lineage: Eukaryota; Fungi; Ascomycota; Eurotiomycetes; Onygenales; Ajellomycetaceae. Gene Ontology annotation, cellular component: extracellular region. The record is from RefSeq and is a predicted model, not a curated record. Bases 631 to 1215 code for a protein of 194 amino acids.
UGUACAGUACAUACGCAUCGCGCUUACACUGCGUCAAGAAAGUACGAAGAUAGUUAGUCGGGAGACUCGUCCGUCGUCUACACCUCGUCUGCUGCGCAAUGAAAAAGUGGCGGCCUAUAAUAAGCACUCUUUAUAUGUACGCAAGAAUCAAAGGGACAUCGAAGCGUCUUCAUCCCAGCAUAUGCAGAGGAGUUAUGCUGCGAAUAAGCCUGCGCAUACAUAAACACGGUGCUGCCGUACCCUGGAAUCGUGGCAUGCAGCUGGUCGAUCUGGAAGAAAGAAAGAAAGAAGAAGGUAAUCACAACGCUCUGCAAUGUCAUGUCCUGUACUCUGUACACGUGCAGAAAUUAGAAGGGAUGAGCAUUUUGAUCGGUGGAACUGGCCUAGCGACAUCUACGCACAAAUUAUUAUAUCGUUAGGCGACGAUAUCAGAAAGAGUGCGAGAUAAAAAACCCCCGGAAGACCCCCCCUUUGAACAAGUCUCUUCUUACUCAAAAGAAGAAGCAUAGAGGAACUGUGCUUUCCUCGACGGACAAACAGACAGACAGACAUAAUCAUAUAAAUCGUUUCAGAUUAAAACACUUACAACCGAACAUCCCAAACAACUCACCGUCCAAGAAGUCCCCAACAAUGAAAUUACCCCAGAUCUCCGUCAUCGCCCUCAUCCUCAGUGGCGUCGGCGUCCUCGCCUUUCCCUCGUCAGAUACCAAAAAUAGGAGGGAGGCAGCAGUUUGCUCGGGGGAUGGUGGGCCUUGUUACAUGGGGAACACAGACCCGGCCAGAGAUUGCUGUAAGGGGUUGAUGUGCGGUUUCGCUUUCGGAGAACAUGUAGGCACAUGCGGGCCGUCCCCUUUCGAAAAGCGUGACAACGAUAUCCAGGGAAUGCAGCAGCUUCAGAGCGAGUUGGAUAUCACGUCUCAGACAUGUAAAGAUCGAUAUUGCAUGAGCGAUGAGAGUUGCCCAUGCUCCGGAUGGUUCUGUAAAACCAAGGGCGGUUUCUGUACAAAAAGAAACAGCCCAACAUUACCGCAGAAGCGAGACGCCUUGCCCGGCCCCCAGAUGGACGAUGACAUGCCACCUCUCGGCAAGGAGAAACGUGCUGAUGGCUCGUGUGGCUAUAUGGGGGAGGAAUGCAUAAACCACGCCUCUUGCUGCCCUGGAUAUAGGUGUCGAGACAAUAAAGAGAGUGGCAAGAAGCUUUGUUCAUAUUUUUAA